Messenger RNA from Amphibalanus amphitrite, 2416 nucleotides. RefSeq names its product sorting nexin-2-like. The record is from RefSeq and is a predicted model, not a curated record. Gene Ontology annotation, molecular function: phosphatidylinositol binding. The transcript has 12 exons. Gene Ontology annotation, biological process: early endosome to Golgi transport. The coding region runs from base 142 to 1740 and encodes 532 amino acids. Gene Ontology annotation, cellular component: endosome; endosome membrane. Lineage: Eukaryota; Metazoa; Arthropoda; Thecostraca; Balanomorpha; Balanidae.
ACAGUUUCAUAAUUAAUGUAUACUGCCUUGAUUAAAGUUAUUCACUUAUCGUUUUGUAAUGGUCUCGCCGGAUAAGAGCGAAGAGGAAUACCUAUCAAUAUCAAAAUACACGUGUUUUAGCUAUCUGGGCCCAAGGAAGACAUGUCUCAUGACCAGGAUCAGCCUGAUGUGGUGGAUCAUACCUUGAAGGUUGAUGAUGAUGAUCUGUUUGCUUCUGCUGUUCAGUCGCCACUGACGGAGAGCGCCGCCUCGCCGCCGCCGUCGGGCGCCGCGCCCGGCAGCGGCCCGCUGUCAGCGGACCUGGCCGACGCCACGGCCGAGGUCAGUCUCGAGGACGACGAGGAGACGCCGUCGCCGGCCGAGGCGGCGCGCCUCUCGCUGGAUGACGCCAGCGAGCUGACAGAGCCGGCUGAGCCGCCGCCGGAGCCGGCCGACCGGCAGACGGAGCCGGCGAGAGAGAAUGGUGCCGCCAGCUCGGAGACGGCGCAGAUCCAGUCCACUGUGCAGGAGGACGCGAACGGGGAGGAGGACGAUGAGGAAACUGACCAGUUUAUCGAGGUCAGCGUGGUGGAGCCCGUCAAAAUCGGCGACGGCAUGUCCUCCUACAUGGCCUACAAGGUCAUCACAAAGACCAACGUCUCCUACUUCAAACGGCAGCGGUUCUCUGUGAUGCGUCGCUUCAGUGAUUUCCUGGGCCUGCACGACAAACUGGUCGAGAAGCACAUCCGCUCGGGCCGCAUCGUGCCGCCGGCGCCGGAGAAAAGCGUUAUCGGCACCACCAAGAUCAAGAUCGGCGGCGGCAGCGGGGGUGGGGGCGGCCACGCGAGUCACGGCGGCGGCCCGGAGACUGGCGGCGGUCAGAGCGAGUUUAUCGAGCGGCGCCGCGCCGCCCUGGAGCGCUACCUGAACAGGACGGCCGCCCACCCGACCCUACGCGCCGACCCAGACUUCAGGGAGUUCCUCGAGCUGGACGAGGAGCUGCCACGAGCCACUCAGACGUCGGCCCUCAGCUCAGCCGGCGUACUCCGACUCUUCAACAGGGUCGGCGAGACGGUCAGCAAGAUCGCCUUCAAGAUGGACGAGUCGGACGUGUGGUUCGAGGAGCGCGUCCAGCAGAUGGAGUCGCUGGACGGCCAGCUGAGGAAGCUGCACGGCUCGGUCGAGUCGCUGGUGCUCUACAGACGAGAGCUGGCCACCAGCACCGCCCAGCUGGCCCGCGCGGCCGCCAUGCUCAGUAACGUGGAGGAGCACACGGCCCUCUCCCGGGCACUCAGCCAGCUGGCAGAGCUGCAGGAGCGCGUCGAGCGCCUGCACUCACAGCAGGCCGACAAUGACUUCUACAUGCUGGCCGAGAUGCUGAAGGACUACGUCAUGCUCCUCGGGGCCGUCAAGGACGUGUUCCACGAGCGGGAGAAGCUCUACCAGACGUGGCAGCACGCGCAGCAGACGCUCACCAAAAAACGAGAGGCCAAGGCGCGCCUGGAGCUGCAGGGACGCUCCGACAAACUGCAGCAGCUGGGGGACGAGGUCACCGAGUGGGAAUCAAAGGUUGAGAGGAGCCAGGAAGAGUUCGAGCGUAUUUCGAGGUCGAUCAAGAAGGAGAUGGAAAUGUUCGACUGCAACCGGGUAAAGGACUUCAAAGACUGCAUCGUCAAGUAUCUGGAGACCUUGAUGGCCAACCAACAAAAGCUGGUGAAACUCUGGGAGACCUUCCUGCCAGAGGCCAAGGCCAUCGCGUGAACGCCCGGUGGCGCUGCGACCUCCAUCAACUCUGGUCAUUCCUCUCGGGUCGGUCGGGUGAGGGGCGGACUGCGCGGCCGGCCGGUCCCUGUCCGCGCCGGACCCUCACUGCGCCGCUGAGCGCGGCCCGGCCGCACACUGCGUCCCUCUGACUGUAUAUACAGGGGACGCCACUGACGGCGGCACAGAGCGCCCGCUGCCUCCAGACACACGUCGCGAGCUGCGCCUUGCCCCGCCGCAGCGACGGAUGUAUGUUUAUGAAUGUUAACCAGUUGUCAGGUGUUGGAACGACUAUGCCCUACGAGCACAUCUAUUUGCGCGCGCGCGUGUGUGUAUAGUUUCUUUUUGCUUUUGUACGGCUUUUCAGUUUGACUUGUCCUAGUGGAUGGCUUCAAGUCUAUCACCUGCCAACGUCUAAUGUCUAUGGGAGGACCCACGUAGCCCGUUAUGCUCUGUGAUAUGCAUGAGGAGUGCACGGCAGUAUUGGGGGACGGGACUGGGAGCGGCGAUCGGCUCCCUCAGCCAGUCGAUCCACUCUCUGUGCCUCCGUGGUAGCGAACUCUCGGCCUCCCGGACUGUAUGCCUCAGCCUGUAUCCAACCAAAAGUAAGUUGUUAUGCGACGUGCGAUACUGGAAUCAUACGUUAUCGAAAAUACACUGCAUCUCUGUAUUGAAA